UUUCAGACCAAUUCUUCUUAACUCUUCCUGAGAGAGAGAGAGAGAGAGAGGAAACAAGGAUAGAUAUAGAUUAUAGAGCUACAGAGAGAGUGUGUGCUAUUGUAACGAUGGGAGACGAAUUUCAGGCAGGGCUUUGCAGUGGAAACUGGUGGAAUCAAACUAAAAGCGCAUUGAGUGUGGGUUCAUGUUCUUCACCAUGUUCCACUGCACUCACUGAUAUAGGAAGCUUUGGAUGGGUAAAUGAAGCAAGAUCAUCCUGUGAAGAGACAACAGCUUCUGUUUCUGAUAGUUCCAUGGUUUUCCAACAAACCCAGAAGACACAACAAUCUUCAUCAGAUACUGUCGGUGCUGGUGGUGGUGGUGGUGGUGGCAUCUUGAUGGAUUCCACCUUACAAAUGGUGGGUUUUGGACCUUCAUCCCUCACCAUGGAUUGGAACCAAGCUUUACUUCGAGGUAGUGGGAGAAGUACAGAGACUAAUUUCAAUUCCAUGCUUCAAGAUGACUUAAGUUCAUCAAGACCUAAUUUUCGGACAGAAACGGUGAUGGAAUCUCCACCAAUUCAAGUCCAGAAGGAGUGGAGCCCCAAGAGUGGUGGUGGUGGUGAAGAUUCCAUCUUGAGCAGCCAGGCCAUACCCAGUGGUUUUCCUUCUUAUGCAUGCAAUUCACCAUCAUUAUUGCAAGGUUUAUUUGAUCCACCGGAGACCCAACUCAAUCAACAUCAAAGAUUCCCCUUUGAGACUCAUCGAUCCAUUAACAAUCCAUCUCCAAACUAUCGCAUUAACACCGAUGAAUUCUCAUCGUCGUUGCCAUCGCUGUCACCGUCUUGGCCUAAAUUCUCACCCUUCCUGAAAACUUCACAGCCAAAGCUGCACCAACCCUCUACUAAUCAGUUGCACUUCAACAACUCUCCUUUCUGGAAUGCGUCUGCAACUGCCAUGAAUGAUGCUCGAUCUGCCUUCUUCCCUUCACCGGAGACACAGUUUCUCACCCCAACGUUUGAGGUGAAACCCAAUUGCAGCAACAUCCUCACCACCACAAGGUCCGGCACAGAAGAAGUUCGUGAUUCAGGGUCAGUAAGAGUAAUGAAGAAAAGCUGCAAUGAAACUGCGUACAAAAGGCCUCGGAUUGAGACACCAUCGCCAUUACCAACUUUUAAGGUUCGGAAAGAGAAGUUGGGGGACCGAAUCACUGCACUCCAACAACUGGUUUCACCUUUUGGAAAGACUGAUACUGCAUCUGUGCUCUUAGAAGCCAUUGAGUACAUCAAGUUCCUCCAUGAUCAAGUCAACGUUUUAAGCACACCAUAUUUGAAGAAUGGAGCUCCCAUACAGCACCAACAGAGUUUGUCGAAGGAUGGUGAAGGAGCCAAACAAGAUCUUAAAAGCCGUGGACUAUGUCUGGUUCCAAUUCCAAACACCUUUCCAGUUACAAAUGAAACCGCAGCUGAUUUCUGGACUCCGACGUUUGGAGGAAGUUACAGGUAGAGAGGGAGAGACAAGCUAACGGAUGAGGUCGAUGACACCAGAACCCAAGUCAAGCUGGGAAUGAUAAGAUUCAGAUCACUCAAGGAAAUAAAUAAAUAAACUGUUGCUGCCAUCUUACUGUGUACUACAGUUCUAGUGAAGGAAGAAAAGCGAAACCCAAGAGAAAAGAGAGAGAGAGAGAGAAAGGGGGGGGGGUGAAGAUUAAAGAAAGGAGAGGAAAAGAGAGAGAAGAGGAAGUGACCCUUGAAGGACUGGCAAUGUUGGGGCAGCUAGGGGCAGAAUGAUGUAGGAUGGCCAAAGAUAAGGGACCAUUGGAAGAGAAUAUAGAGUUGUAAUAAUACAAGUACUACAAGAAGAGGUGGAUUAGGGAUGGGAACAAGUGCUAAAUUUGGUGGAAAUUUAGAUUAAAUUUAGGGAGGGGAAAGAUAUGCUGAAUUUAGCAGAAAAGGAAUGGGAUAAAGGGUAUUGUUCCUGUUUCUAUAAUAAUAUAAAUAUUGUUGUAUACCAUGGGGGCUGGCAUGGAACCACCUUUUAUUUUAAGUGAAAAAAAGAGAGAGAAAGGAAAAGAAAUUUAUAAGACA
Molecule: messenger RNA, 2065 nt
Organism: Macadamia integrifolia
Lineage: Eukaryota; Viridiplantae; Streptophyta; Magnoliopsida; Proteales; Proteaceae
Product: transcription factor bHLH112-like
Exons: 7
Coding region: 108-1484 (458 amino acids)
Biological process (GO): regulation of transcription by RNA polymerase II
Cellular component (GO): nucleus
Molecular function (GO): DNA-binding transcription factor activity, RNA polymerase II-specific; RNA polymerase II cis-regulatory region sequence-specific DNA binding; protein dimerization activity
Source: RefSeq, a predicted model, not a curated record